AUGGAUUCCUUUGAGUACAGCCCCAAUCCUGGCCGUGUCGUGUUCGGCAGCGGCACACUGCAGAAGCUCCCGGAGGAGAUCGCGCGCUUGCAGGUGAAGUCUCCAUUGGUGCUAUCGACACCCCAUCAAAUUAGCCAUGCCGAAAAAGUCAAGGAAGUCCUCAAGGGCCAAGUGGCUGGCAUUUUCAGUGAGGCUACCAUGCAUACCCCAACACAUGUUACCGACAAGGCUCUCGAGUAUGCGAAAGCUCAGAGUGCGGAUGCGGUUAUUUCCAUCGGUGGUGGAAGUACCAUUGGUUUAGGAAAGGCGAUCAGUAUCCGUACUGGACUCCCUCAUAUCUGCAUUCCGACAACCUAUGCCGGUAGUGAGAUGACUCCCAUCUUGGGUGAGACGGCCGAUGGACUGAAGCAGACACGCUCGGAUCCCAAAAUCUUGCCUGGUACCGUUAUCUACGAUGUGGAUUUGACCAUGACCCUGCCGGCGGCCAUGAGUGCCACCAGUGGAGUCAAUGCUAUCGCUCACGCUGUCGAGGCCCUUUAUGCCCGCAACACCAACCCAAUCAUCUCUAUGAUGGCCAUUGAAGGCACCCGGGCCCUUGCAUCUGCCCUCCCCGAGAUUGUCGAGAACCCGUCUUCUCAAUCUGCCCGUUCCAAGGCUCUUUACGGCGCCUGGCUUUGUGGUACCUGUCUAGGUAGCGUGGGCAUGUCCAUCCACCACAAGCUGUGCCACACUCUCGGUGGUAGCUUCAACCUCCCCCAUGCAGAGACUCACACCGCUGUCUUGCCUCACGCUAUUUCUUACAAUGCGCCUAAUAUCCCCGAGGCCAUGAAGAAACUUGCCGAUGCGCUGCCGGACAGCAAUGGUGACGCGAUCCAUGGUCUUAAUGUCUUGCUGACCAAGCUGAAGGUCAAGCGUGGCCUCAAGGACUUCGGUAUGAAGGAGGAGGAUAUUGAUAAGGCGGCUGAUAUUGCUGUUUCCAACCCUUACUGGAACCCACGCGCAAUUGAGCGGACACCGAUUCGUGAGCUGAUUCGCAGAGUCUGGGCGGGUGAGCCAGCAACUGCAAACCUGUAG
Molecule: messenger RNA, 1074 nt
Organism: Penicillium odoratum
Lineage: Eukaryota; Fungi; Ascomycota; Eurotiomycetes; Eurotiales; Aspergillaceae
Product: maleylacetate reductase
Exons: 2
Coding region: 1-1074 (357 amino acids)
Biological process (GO): protein histidyl modification to diphthamide
Cellular component (GO): mitochondrion
Molecular function (GO): maleylacetate reductase activity; metal ion binding; 2-(3-amino-3-carboxypropyl)histidine synthase activity
Source: RefSeq, a predicted model, not a curated record